AUGCUUAGAAUUAAAGCUCCAGAUGUGCAUUGGGCCCAGUGGGUUUGGAACAAAGCUAUUCCUAAGCGGGUGUCAGUGGCUAUGUGGAAAGCUUUAUCAGGGAGCCUCAGUGUGGAUUCUAGUAUUCGUAAAGUGGGUAUUGCUAUAGCUUCAAAAUGCAAUUGCUGUCUAGUAGGUCACGAUAAGAAUACAGAUCAUGUAUUGAGCACAGGGGACUUUGCGGAUGAGGUUUGGAAGAAAUUAUCGCAUUAUUUAGGUUUGCAAUGGAGGAGUAAACAAGGUUGGUGGGAGCGGGUUCAACUAUGGUGUGCUCGAGCUAAGCGAUCUACACAACUAGGUUGUCUUCUUGGUAUGCUUCCUUGUCUUAUUACCUGGCGUUUGUGGGUGCGACGGUGUCGAGCUCGAAUGGAGGGAAAGAAUGAAACAGUUCAGGAAGUAGUCACCUCUAUAAAAUUCUGGUUGCAACAAAUGGCCUAUUCCAUCAAAAAGGUUAGAGCCCUUUCAUCUCAUGAUGCUAGAAUUUUGUCUGAUUUGGACAUUCCAUGUGUGAUGCCGCGGCAAAGGCAAACUCGUAUGAUCACUUGGAGGAGACCGAGAGCGGGUAGGGUCAAACUUAAUGUAGAUGGCUGUAGCUUUGGGAACCCUAACCCAUCUGGGCGUGGGGGUGUUAUUAGAGAUGAGUUUGGGAAAGUUAGGGGAGGCUACUAA
Molecule: messenger RNA, 708 nt
Organism: Fraxinus pennsylvanica
Lineage: Eukaryota; Viridiplantae; Streptophyta; Magnoliopsida; Lamiales; Oleaceae
Source: the annotation of a GenBank genome assembly